UCAUGUGACCUUAGUAGCCUUGACCAAUCAGAACCAUCGUUAUGAAGCUGGCGGGCUGUCAAUUUUAUCAGUCAAGAUGGCGGCGCACAAGGAUCACCACCGCCGACAGAAAACGUGUGAUAUUCGGCCUGCAUAUAGAGUUGGCAGACGUGAAACAGCUGUGAAAGUGUAUACAAUCAACCAGGAGUCACGGUUUCUGUUAAUCCAGGGUGUGCCAGACAUCAAAGUGACUGAGGAACUGCUGAAGCUGUUUUCUUUGUACGGCACCAUUGAAGAAUAUCGUAUCUUGGAGGAUUACCCAGCUGAGGCAUUCACAAAGGUCUACUGGAUCAAAUAUACUGAAUUACAAGCAGCAAGGGCAGCCAAGCGAAAGAUGGAUGACCGUCCAUUCUAUGGGGGCACACUCCACUUGUCUUAUGCCCCGGAAUACGAGUCUGUGGAAGACACCAGACAUAAGUUGCAGGAACGUAGAAAGGAUAUUGCCAGACGGCUGAGGAAACUGCACAAGGAAUGCAGUGCCAAUGUGUCUGCUGAUAACAGUGGUCAGUCUUCCUCAACUGUACAGGGCAUUGAUGAGCCCAUUGAUGCAAGGUCUAGCUCUCAGACUUCUUCUGGUCAGGACUUAUGUACAAGCCAACUGAUUGGCCCACAGAAGCCAGACUCGGCCUUAUCCCUUCCGGCUGCUAGUUCUGUAGACUUGCAUCAGUCUGUUGACAAAUCUAGUUCAACAUCACUUGGUGAUUUCAGCGAGAACGUACCAAAGCAGCUUCCAGCCCCACCAAGGCCUUUACCUGUCUGGGAAUGGGAAGAUCCAGUGUCAUCACAUGACCAGUAUCCACGGUUACCAACAGCUCACGCCACCCUACCUCAAAAUUUCAACCCCUACCCCGAUGGCUAUGAACCUGUAAUACCAGGCAAUGAAAAAAAACAACAUUGUGAAGAAGGCAGGAACCUAAUGCCUGUAUCAGAACCAGUCAAAAAUACAGAGGGGCAGCCUGUGACAGAUGUGGGUGCAUUGGACCCUGUGAAAACAGGGGCAAGGCCGAAAUCGAAAUUCCCAGCAAGGAGAAACCAACCGCCUUGUUUGAGAUUUUUAGACCGCAUCGCUUGGCGGGAUGCUGAUAAACAGAAAGGAGUGUCGGCAAGAAAUGAGACUGGAUCUCAAGAUGGGACCUCUACUGAAUAUAGAACACACCGUGGUACCGUAAAAAGACCCCACCCCAACCAGUAUCCUGACCCAUCCUACCAAAGCACAGCUCGUGCUCUACCGGACCCACAAACAUCAUUUGUUCCUCGGCAGUUGCAAGGCAAACGGAAGCAUUGUAAUCGUAUGCCCUCUCAGCCAGAGCUAGCAAAAUUUGAAUUAAGUUGUGAUGGAGGGGUGGGGCAGUCAGAGAGAAGGGGACAUGGCGGGGCUGGUUCAACAGAAGACCAGCUGCCACUGAACACAGGAAGUAUAUCAUUUGACAGGACGGUGCAAGAUAUCAGGAGACAAAUGAGAAAUGUUGUACCAGGAUCCAGUCGGCUCGCAAGUACACAGUAUCAAGCAGCACCUCCACCCCAACCUGCAGCUGCGGCAGCACCAGCAGCAGCAGCAGGAGAUGCAGCAGAUGGUCCGUCGGCAACCAAACGCUUGAGGAUCUGAUUGAUUGCUGCUAAUGACAUUGCAACCAGGAAGGCAGUAAAUGGAACUGUUCAAGAGCUGGAGGACCCCAUUGAAUUGAAUGAGGUGAGAAGUCAAAGGUCAUGGCCAUAAAGCAAAGACAAUGGGUCAUGUGAAUAAAAAGUAGCAUUUGCUUUUACUACCAUUUGUGAAGCAUUUACUAGUGUUUGUAUGAAUAAUAACGAAGCAAAUGCUAUUACUUCAGUGCAAUUGCUAAAAAGUAAAAGUAUUUACUUUUUACUCUUUAAGCUUGUGCUUGACAAUAAGCAGUUUCAUU
Molecule: messenger RNA, 1940 nt
Organism: Acanthaster planci (crown-of-thorns starfish)
Lineage: Eukaryota; Metazoa; Echinodermata; Asteroidea; Valvatida; Acanthasteridae
Cellular component (GO): nucleoplasm
Molecular function (GO): RNA binding
Source: RefSeq, a predicted model, not a curated record